Molecule: messenger RNA, 8459 nt
Organism: Pygocentrus nattereri (red-bellied piranha)
Lineage: Eukaryota; Metazoa; Chordata; Actinopteri; Characiformes; Serrasalmidae
Gene: dock9b
Product: dedicator of cytokinesis 9b
Exons: 56
Coding region: 717-6938 (2073 amino acids)
Biological process (GO): positive regulation of GTPase activity; small GTPase-mediated signal transduction
Molecular function (GO): guanyl-nucleotide exchange factor activity
Source: RefSeq, a predicted model, not a curated record
AUGCAUCAGCUCGGCCGCACCAUCCCACGUCAAACGUGCCUGCCGUUUUGUGAAUGCACUUUUCUCGGUUGAUGCUUCUCUGCUGUCAGAUGUAGGUCAGGGAGCACAAGAGUGCAGUGUUACGAGGAGUGCAAGAGAGAUGGACGGAAUAGAGAGAAAGAGAGAGAGACAGACGGGGAGAGAGAGAGCAGCCGAGGAGUAGACGCCCAGCAUCGACUGUGGAAGCAGCUCAUCAUCUCUCUCCUCUUCUUUUCCCCAUCCUUCACUCUCUCUCAUCCCUGACUGGACCCUGCUUAAUCGCUCUUAUCCGGAGGACCACACUGACACUGGACCAUAACUAGUGCUAGGACCAGAACUAUCUCAGGCUAAUAUAUACUCCUCUAGACAGCUGGCAUUGACUGAAGUUUGCUUCAUUUUAUGGUGUAACAUGACAAGAAGCCAAAGGACCGAUACCUUUUUGUAGUGUAGACCCUGUUCUCAUGGAUGGUUUGCUCCUGAUUUUUUCAGCUGUGCUCCAGGAUGGAGGAUAUUUUGCCGGGGCAGAAUCUCUAAAAGCUGGACAGUCUCUGCGGCUGCCAGGAGACUUGGAACAGAAGCUUAAGGAAGCCCUGGAGGAACUCCAGCAAAGACCUGUCUAGGGCUGAAGUAGCACUGCCAGAAGAACGCUUAUAGUGUCAGAUUGCUUUCUGCUCAAAGGAGCUCAAACAAUUCCGUGUAUGCGUUUCUGUGCACGGGCGAUGGGUUGCGCGGCGAGUGUGGUCUUAUUGGAAGGUUUGCGGACUUUGCUGGACAGGAACUGUGCCUAUGUUUGUAAGCCAGAGCUGGAGGCAGCAGAUCAAGCAGAAGAUCCACGCGCUGAAAGCCGCAGAGAAUCGCUGGCACCGACGCCGCAAGCAGCACUGGUGAAGCCGAAGGUGAUCGAGCCACUGGACUAUGAGAGCGUUUUGGUGCAGAGAAAGACUCAGAUCCUCAGCGAUGUUCUGCGGGACAUGCUGCAGUUCCCCAUCGACGACUUUCAGAUGUCGACUCUGAAGCGGCAAGGAAGGACUCUGCACCCCACCGUCCCUGAGGGAGCAGAGAGGAGAGCCACCAGUCUGUUCGUCCAGGAGUGCAUCAAGACCUACAACUCAGACUGGCAUGUGAUUAACUACAAGUACGAGGAUUAUUCUGGAGACUUCCGUCAGCUGCCCAAUAAAGUUCCUCGGCCGGAGAAGCUGCCCACUCAUGUGUUCGAGGUGGAUGAGGAUGCAGACAAAGAUGAGGACGCAGCAUCUCUGGGUUCUCAGAGAGGAGGUGUGGCCAAACAUGGUUGGCUUUACAAAGGCAAUAUGAACAGUGCCAUUAGUGUCACGAUGAGGUCAUUUAAGAGAAGAUAUUUCCAGCUGGCCCAGCUGGGGGAUGGAUCAUAUAAUCUGAACUUCUAUAAGGAUGAGAACAUCUCCAAAGAGCCUAAAGGGACCAUAUUUCUUGACUCCUGCAUGGGGGUGGUGCAGAACACUAAGGUGAGACGGUUUGCCUUCGAGCUGAAGAUGCAGGAUAAGAGCACAUACCUGCUGGCUGCAGAUAGCGAGGCCGAAAUGGACGACUGGAUCAGCACCCUCAACAAGAUCCUGCACACCAGCUUUGAAUUGGCCAUGCAGGAACGUAGGAACGGAGAGCUACAUGACGACGACGACUCAGGAAAGCCAGAAAUCUCUUCUGGGAAUUUCCAGGACAGUUUUCAGAGCGCCAGAGACAUCGAGUCCAAGAUGCGCAGCGAGACUCGUCUGAAGCUCUUCAUGCUGGAUCCGGACACACAGAGGCUGGAUCUGUCAGGCAUUGAGCCGGAUGUGAAGCAAUUUGAGGAGAAGUUUGGCAAGAGAGUUCUGGUCAGCUGCAAUGACCUGUCCUUCAACUUACAGAGCUGUGUGGCUGAGAAUGAGGAGGGGCCUACUACUAAUGUGGAGCCCUUCUUCAUAGUGCUCUCACUGUUUGACGUGCAGAACAGCAGAAAGAUCUCUGCUGAUUUUCACGUGGACCUGAAUCACCCAUUAGUGCGCUCCAUGAUAUCUCCGUCCAGCGUUGUGAUUAACGGAGCUGUGGACACUUCACUCAUGCCCGCACAGCUCAACGGGCUGCCAGAGGGGGCGCUGCAGUACCCCACACAGGGAGUGUUCUCGGUGACAUGCCCGCACCCUGACAUCUUUCUCGUGGCACGGAUUGAGAAGGUCCUGCAAGGGGGCAUCACACAUUGUGCUGAGCCUUAUAUGAAAAGCUCAGACUCUGCCAAGGUGGCUCAGAAGGUACUGAAGAACGGCAAGCUAGCCUGCAGUCGGCUGGGCCAGUACAAGAUGCCUUUCGCGUGGGCAGCCAGGCCCGUGUUCAAAGAUGCCUCAGGGACUCUGGACAAAAGUGCCCGCUUCUCUGCCCUCUACCGGCAAGACAGCAAUAAACUGUCAGAUGAAGACCUCUUCAAACUGCUGGCUGACUUCAGGAAACCUGAGAAGAUGGCCAAGCUUCCUGUCAUCCUGGGUAACCUGGAUGUAACCAUCGACAGUGUCGCUCCUGACGUAACCAAUUGUGUUACUCCCUCCUACAUCCCUGUGCGGCCCUAUGAGAGUAAAGGGCGGGGUGGUGGGCCUCUGCUAGAGGUGGAGGAGUUUGUACCCUGCAUUGCUAAGUGCUCGCAUCCCUUCACCACCUACAACAACCACCUCUACGUCUACCCCAAACACCUCAAAUACGACAGCCAGAAGUCCUUUGCCAAGGCGAGGAACAUUGCAGUAUGCGUUGAGUUCAGGGAUUCUGACGAGGAGGAUGCACAGCCACUUAAGUGUAUCUAUGGUCGUCCAGGGGGACCUCUUUUCAGCAGGCAUGCAUACGCAGCAGUGCUGCAUCACCAGCAAAACCCAGAGUUCUAUGAUGAGAUCAAGAUUGAGCUGCCAACUCAGCUGCAUGAGAAGCAUCACUUGCUCUUCACGUUUUACCACAUCAGCUGUGACAGCAGCACCAAGAAGCGGGACGUGGUGGAGACACCAGUGGGCUCUGCCUGGCUGCCUCUGCUUAAAGAUGGCCGAGUCAUCAUGAGUGAGCAGCAGAUUUCUGUAGCAUCUAACUUACCCACAGGCUAUCUGAGCUGCCAGGAGGGGCUCAACAAGCACUCUGGUCCAGAGGUAAAAUGGGUGGAUGGAGGUCGUCCCCUCUUCCGAGUGUCGACACACCUGGUCUCCACAGUCUACACUCAGGAUCAGCACCUUCAUAAUUUCUUCCAUCAUUGUCAGAAGAUGGAGUCAGGAUUGGCCCAGGCCACUGAAGGAGAGCUGGUCAAGUACUUGAAGAGUCUCCACGCCAUGGAGGGUCACGUGAUGAUUAAUUUCCUGCCAACUAUUCUAAAUCAGCUGGUGCGUGUUCUAACGACGACCAAUCAUGAGGACGUGGCAGUCAACACCACUAGGGUCAUGGUCCACAUAGUUGCCCAGUGUCAUGAGGAGGGUCUCGAACACUACCUCAGAUCUUACGUGAAGUACGUGUUUAAGACUGAACCUUACUCAGCCACUAACAGUAAAACAGUGCAUGAGGAGCUGGCCAAAGCCAUGACCGCCAUCUUAAAGCCUUCCACUGAUUUCCUCACCAGCAACAAGCUCCUCAAGUACUCCUGGUAUUUCUUUGAGGCCUUAGUAAAGUCCAUGGCCCAGCAUUUAAUAGAAAGCGGGAAAGUUAAACUGUCCAGGAACCAGCGCUUUACUGCUUCCUUCCACCACGCGGUGGAGACUCUGGUGAACAUGCUGAUGCCACACAUAACUCAGAAAUACAAAGACAACUUAGACGCUGCCCGCAAUGCCAACCACAGCCUGGCCGUCUUCAUCAAGCGCUGUUUCACAUUCAUGGACCGUGGAUUUGUCUUCAAGCAGAUCAACAACUACAUCAACUGCUUUGUGCCUGGAGACCCCAAGACGCUGUAUGAGUUCAGGUUUGCGUUUCUGAGGGUGGUGUGCAACCAUGAGCACUUCGUUCCCCUGAACCUGCCCAUGCCCUUUGGGAAAGGCAGGAUAAUGCGCUUUCAAGCUUUUCUGUCACGCAGUAAGGAGACACAUGCCAAAUGUGUAGACCUGCAGCUGGACUACUCCCUGACCGAUGACUUCUGUAGGAAUCACUUUCUGGUCGGGCUCUUGCUGCGGGAGGUGGGAGGAGCCCUGCAGGAGUUCGGAGAGAUCCGUCAGAUUGCCAUCCAUGUGCUCAAAAGCCUGAUGAUCAAACACACAUUUGAUGAACGUUACGCCUCAAAGAGUCAGCAGGCUAGGUUAGCAACUCUCUACUUGCCUUUGUUUGGGCUCCUUCAGGAGAACGUACACAGACUCAAUGUGAGAGAGACGUCCACCAGUCAGAACGGGAAAGAAGAACCUGUCUCCAACGUUGCUGCUGCAACGCCACACAAGCCUGCUGGAAGCCUUGACAGCAGCCUGCAUAAAGAUGUGUUUGGCGUCAUCUCUGGCACAGCUUCCCCCCACACCUCCACACCUAACAUCAACGCAGUCCGUCACGCCGACUCCCGUGGCUCUCUGGUCAGCACGGACUCAGGAAACAGCCUUCCAGAGAAGAACAGCGAGAAGAGCAGCUCUCUGGAUAAGACUCAAUCUGCGUCUGCUCUUGGGAGCUCCAUUCUGCGCUGUGACAAACUAGACAGAGAAGAAAUAAAGAACUUGCUCAUGUGCUUUUUGCAUGUACUCAAGAGCAUGUCUGAGGAUGCUUUAUUUACAUACUGGAACAAAGCCUCUCCUUCUGAGCUGAUGGACUUCUUCACUCUGAUAGAAGUGUGUGUCCAUCAGUUUAGGUAUAUGGGGAAGAGGUUUAUUGCCAGGAGUCAGGAUGCAAUGGGAUUUCUGGUUCCAGACAGGAAGUCGUUAACUCUUCCUGUGUCUCGUAACAGAGCAAGCGUUCUACACACGCGUUUACACCAGCUCGGCAGCAUGGAGAACGCACACACUUUCAACCACACGUACGGCCAUGUCGAUGCUGAAACAUGUCUGUUAGAGGGCAACAUUUCCACUGAAGUCUGUCUGACUGUGCUGGACACCCUCAGUAUCUUCAUCAUGGGCUUUAAGACUCAGCUGUGUGCGGAUUUGGGCCACAAUCCGCUGAUGAAGAAAGUGUUCCAGGUGCACCUGUGUUUCCUGCAGAUCCCUCAGUCAGAAACAGCACUAAAGCAUGUCUUCACUUCUCUGCGCACCUUCAUAUACAAGUUCCCAUGUACGUUUUUCGACGGCAGGGCUGAUAUGUGCGCCUGCCUGUGUUACGAGAUCCUGAAGUGCUGUAAUUCUAAACUGAGCUCCAUCCGCAGCGACGCAGCCCACCUGCUCUACUUCCUCAUGAAGAGUAACUUCGACUACACCGGCAGGAGGUCCUUCGUCCGCACUCACCUUCAGGUGGUGAUAGCAGUUAGUCAGCUGAUAGCUGAUGUCAUUGGGAUUGGGGGUACACGGUUCCAGCAGUCUCUGUCCAUCAUCAACAACUGUGCCAACAGUGACAAGACUGUGAAGCACACUGCAUUCCCCUCAGAUGUGAAGGAUUUAACAAAGAGGAUCAGGACAGUGCUGAUGGCCACAGAGCAGAUGAAGGAGCACGAGAAGGACCCUGAGAUGCUGGUGGAUCUGCAGUACAGCCUGGCCAAGUCCUACACCAGCACACCAGAGCUGCGCAAGACCUGGCUGGACAGCAUGGCCAAAAUCCAUGUGAAGAAUGGAGACCUGUCGGAGGCAGCAAUGUGCUAUGUGCAUGUGGCAGCCCUGGUGGCAGAAUACCUAAAGAGAAAAGGAAUGUUCCGUCAGGGCUGCUCAGCGUUCCGUGUCAUCACUCCCAACAUUGACGAGGAAGCGGCCAUGAUGGAGGACGUGGGCAUGCAGGACGUGCACUUCAACGAGGAGGUAUUGAUGGAGUUGUUAGAGGAGUGUGCUGAUGGUUUAUGGAAGGCUGAGCGUUACGAGCUCAUCUCUGACAUCUACAGACUCAUUAUCCCCAUCUACGAACAGCGCAGGGACUUUGAGAAACUGGCUCACUUGUAUGACACGUUACAUCGGGCCUACACUAAAGUCAUGGAAGUGAUGCACUCUGGGAAACGGCUGCUGGGCACAUUCUUCAGAGUGGCCUUUUUUGGUCAGGCUGCGGGUUUCUUUGAAGAUGAAGAUGGGAAGGAGUAUAUCUAUAAGGAGCCCAAAUUUACUCCUCUGUCUGAGAUCUCACAGCGACUACUCAAACUCUAUUCCGACAAGUUCGGCCAGGAGAACGUCAAAAUGAUCCAAGACUCCGGAAGGGUUAAUCCUAAAGACCUGGAGGCCAAAUUUGCCUACAUCCAGGUGACACAUGUGACUCCCUACCUGGAAGAGAAAGAGCUGGAAGAGAGACGCACCGAUUUUGAGAGGAGCCACAAUAUCCGGCGCUUUGUGUUCGAAACACCCUUCACUGUGUCAGGCAAAAGGCACGGCGGUGUGGACGAGCAGUGCAAGCGCAGGACUGUGCUCACCACCACUCAUUGUUUCCCGUAUGUGAAGAAGCGAAUAGCAGUCAUGUAUCAGCACCAUACAGACCUGAGUCCUAUAGAAGUGGCUAUAGACGAAAUGAGCAGUAAAGUGGCAGAGCUGAAAGCGCUUUGUGCAGCAGCAGAGGUCGACAUGAUCCGGCUGCAGCUCAAACUGCAGGGCAGCAUCAGUGUGCAGGUAAAUGCUGGGCCACUUGCUUAUGCUAGAGCUUUCCUGGAUGAUGCUUGCGCCAAGAAAUACCCUGACAACAAAGUCAAACAGCUCAAAGAGGUCUUCAGGCAGUUCGUGGAGGCAUGUGGCCAGGCCCUGGGAGUGAAUGAGCGGCUGAUAAAGGAGGAUCAGCACGAGUAUCAUGAUGAGAUGAAGGCCAGUUACAGAGACCUGGCCAGAGAGCUGUCACUCAUCAUGCAUGAACAGAUUGGAUGAUAUCCACAGUUGAAAACGGAACGAAGAGCUCCCUCUCUGAUUCGCUGCACAUCUUCAAUGCGAUUAGUGGGACACCCAGUGGCUCCGCCCUCCACAGCCUACCCAGCUCCGCCUCCUCCGUGUGAUGUUUGACCUCAGCCUUCAAACUCUGACCAUGUCUGUAACUAGAGAGAGAAAUAGAGACAUGGAAUGAGUAAAAGAAUAAAUAAAUAUGACACUGAGGAAGAAAACUUGAAACAUGAGGACCACCCUCCUAUCCGCAUCCUGAACUUGAUCUCUCUCUAGAGUCUCUGUCUUCAGACUGUCUGUUCUGGCUAGUUUCACGAGCAAAGGUCAAAACCACUUGGCCAUGAGACGAAAACAAAGGUCUUAAAUGAAAUCGUUUCAUCAUUCAUUGUUUUAUCCUUUAGUAUAACUUGUCUGUUCUUGGCUGUUUCCUUUGGAGAAGUUUAUAAAAUCUCCACUCAGAACAUUUUCUUUAUUAUAUCUCACAGCAAAACCUGUAGCAGGUACCACCAGAAGAAAAGUUGUGUGAACUUCUGUUUGUUCGUUCCAGACAGAAUGGCCACAGUUCUAGUUUCGAUGAAGUAGAUGUGAUGAAUCAGGCUUAUACUCCCAUUAUCUUCCCAUGUCGUUGCUGUUUUACACAGCUAGAGUCUACCAGCAGGAUCAACCAAAGGCACCAGAGGCAAUACAGCCGUCUUAGAAACCAAGUGUUCUCAAGUUAAUGGAUGACUGAAUUACUCCUGUGUUCAAUUCUCAACACCUCUGGCAAACUUCACCAGCUAUGUACAGUCAAUUUUCAGCAAUCAUCCUGCUCAUGACACAGUCACAGCAUGUUGUAGACUCAGCCUUUACUUCCUCAUUUUUUUCCUUUCUUCACAUAACCGGAAACGUACUUGCUGCUAUGUGAAGGAUGACCAAGCAUGAGCAUGGGCAUCGACUGUUGUGGCUUAUUCUACAUGCUGAAUUUAAGGUCCCCAGACUUAACCAAACAUAAUAGACCUAAGCUCUUCCCUAGAAAAGUACUGAGUCUUAGUGUUUAGCUUCAGAUGCUUGAGAUCUUGCAGAUGAUUUAAAUACCAGCCUGGACACGUCUACACAGGUAGGCAUUCAUCUGAUCAGCCAUCCAUGCCAGUAGCCAGCUCUUAGACACUGUCCGUCUUGACGAGAUUAGUUUAUUGAGUGGAAAUGACUUAAAUAAAGGAGGAAGUGCUAUUAUGAUCCGUUCUCUAUAAAUAAGGAGUGCAAUAUACAUGCUACCAUGUGCUUUUCUUAUUUUAGUAAUGAUCUCUUGCCAAAGAGGAAAGGCGAGCUGUGGAGUACAUGGAUAAAGGCGACUGCGUUAGGAUUUUUAUACCCUUGUCUUGCUUGUUUAUUGUUCAUGUAAAUUGUUUUGUAUCUGGGAAAUCUGGGAGUAUUUUUAUUUAACAGAAUGUCCGAGUUCUGAAUUUGUGUAUGUAAUAUAUUAAUGUCCUUAAAGUCUUCUCUUUUUAAUUAAAUAGAAUUAUUGUCCUACAA